ACACAGUCGCUGGAUCGACUUCACCUCCUCCACCCAACGACAUGGACUGUUGACCUCGACCUUCCUUCCUCUUCCAAUGUCCACCUGAUCGAUCCUCCUCUCCGUCCAUCGUGCCUUCUCUGGACUUCCCGACAAUGGAUCCAACCACACUGGUGACCUUCCUCUUUGGAGCUCCUCUGGACGUUCACACCGUCGAACUCCUCGGAUCAUGGGACAACUUUGACCGACCCUAUCAGAUGCACCACGAUCGACGACGAGGUACCGGAUUCUGGUCGGGAUGCUUCAGAUUUCAAGACAUCAUUUUCGACGGCGAUGGUUUCCGUCCUAUGAAGCAGCCUCGCAGUGGAGGUCUCAAGCAGGGUGGAACGUAUUGGUAUUUCUAUCGAUUGAAUUACGACAUCGAUACGCAUGAUGCCCGACAGCCGAGCACGACUUUCUGUCCACUAUUACCCGGCCAGCCGGUGAACGUUAUCGAAGUCCCGUGUGAGAUUGUGGAGCUACCGUCGAGGUGUCAGAGUGCUUACGGAGAGAUGAUGGGGAGUCUGUUGAAAUGGCAAACUUCGCAAACGUUGGAUCCCGCGAGCAAGUAUGCCAUGUUGGAACCGCCGCCGAUAUCUAGGGUUCACGUGCGCUGUCUGUCGGACUAUGCACUGAGUGGAAGGUUGGAGAAUCAGCCGGUCGAUGUUGUGGAUGAUCCUGUGUCUCCACUGAGCACAGCGUCUUCGGAGCAGAUGAAGACUCUCGAUGUUGAAACCGCCCUUCCUGAACGACAUGAUGUCUCUCGUUCGAGCUCUGUGUACUCGGACCGCAGUCUACGUUCGAUCUCACCGAAGGACAGUGACCACCAAUCCGACGCUUAUUCAUUUACACAUCAACAAGCACCAGGUCUCGCACUACUACCUUCCCUCGAAGACCUCACCCAGUCGACCUCCUUCCAGCUACCCUCGAAUCUCCAACGUUCCGACUCCGGUUUCCAGGCGAUCCACUGCACGAAGAAGAAGUCAGCAAUGAGCAUCGGUCCCAGUUCUAUCCACAACGUGCAAUUCUACGGCUCUCGUCCUGGAACCAGUCUCAACGACGAUCCCGAACAGCAUCGCCCGAGAACAUAUUCCAUCCCGCACUCCGUCGAACUCUGCCAAUCCGCGAGUCCAAGUCGACCAGUCUCACCUCUGUCUUGUCAUACCACAACGACCAUCGCGACCGCCACCCGCGCCUCCAACCGCAGACUCGACUUCACUCUCCCACCGCCCCUCAACAAGCCGCUUCUCCUCUCUCCGCAACCGUUUCCGCAAUCGCCAACCUUCGCGCCCCACCACAACCACAACCCACAGCAGGCAAACAUCAUUCUCCGCCUUUGCGAUGAACUACUCCCUCCCCUCUCUCGCUCUGGAAACGACAAACUCUUCCACGAAGACUCUCCCACUCCUGUCCACUUCUCGGAUCGAGGACGUGCCGCCUCUACCUACCAUUUCGACGUUUCUGACGAGCGCGACGUCGCCGGUGAUUUACUCACCCUCGGCAGAGAGAGGAGAGGGAGAGUGUAUGGCCGAGUCUAUACUGGCAGAGUUGGGGUUUUGAGUCCGGGUGAUGUUUCGUUUUGA
Zymoseptoria tritici IPO323 is the source of this 1601-nucleotide messenger RNA. RefSeq lists its product as uncharacterized. The transcript is spliced from 2 exons. The coding region runs from base 135 to 1601 and encodes 488 amino acids. Lineage: Eukaryota; Fungi; Ascomycota; Dothideomycetes; Mycosphaerellales; Mycosphaerellaceae. The record is from RefSeq and is a predicted model, not a curated record.